GGGUGUAGCCAUUUUGUUUUAACUGUCAUCAACGGUUGCGAAAAGGAAUCGGAAAAAUGGAGAUGUUCGGAAGAAUAUCUCAACAGGAGACAAGGAAUAAACCCAAUAUAUUAACAUAAGGAAACCAUUUAUAUAUAUUUUUAAGAUUAAGGAAGAAAUAUUCAUUGAAAUGAAGAAAAGAGAUUCAGAAGGAGUACAUGCAGUGUCAGCCAUGUCUGUUUCGUCUGGUAAUUCCCGUGGUUCAGAGCGCCGGAGACUAAGUCGGUUUUCUCUCAGACGACUUUUUUAUCCUGGAGUUAGAACUGGUAAAUCAAAGUCCAGGAUCAGUUUAGACUCAGACUCUGGUAAAUCUGAGAUGAGCUUAAGUCCAGCUUCCUCUGAAAGAGAGCCUGCCCAUCCGGUUCUCAUCAUGAACCAGACUGUCCCAGAGACAGAACAUAUGCCAGUGAAGAGUUCUGCAUCGGGAAUGAGGGAGUGCCCCCUGUGUUUGAUAGAGCGACCUGUUGAGGAUUUCCCAGAAAUCAUGACAUGCCAUCAUCGGUCCUGCAGCACAUGUCUGCAGACAUAUUUAAAAAUAGAAAUCACCGAGAGUCGCAUUAACAUAUCCUGUCCGGAGUGCACAGAGAAGUACCACCCUAAUGACAUUCAGAACAUCCUUCAGAACCAGGGUCUGAUGGAUAAAUAUGAGGAUUUCAUGGUCCGCCGUGUUCUUGUCUCUGAUCCUGACACUCGCUGGUGUCCAGCCCCAGAUUGUGGGUAUGCAGUGAUUGCCACAGGUUGUGCAGGGUGUCCCAAGAUUAAAUGUGAGAGGCCAGGAUGUGACACACACUUUUGUUACCAUUGUAAACAACACUGGCACCCAAACAAGACUUGUGAUGCGGCAAGGGCAGAAAGGUCACCCAACAUGCGCUCUACCACAACAACUUAUGGCCCUGACAUGGAGUUACACAACAAGGAUGACAUCAAGCCCUGUCCACGGUGCGGGGCAUUUAUUAUGAAGAUGAACGACGGAUCCUGUAACCAUAUGGCCUGUCCGGUGUGUGGUGCCGAGUUCUGCUGGCUCUGUAUGAAGGAAAUAUCCGAUUUACACUACCUUAGCCCUUCCGGUUGCACAUUUUGGGGUAAGAAACCAUGGAGCAGAAAGAAGAAGAUUCUGUGGCAGCUUGGGACUCUGGUGGGGGCUCCUGUGGGGAUUACACUGAUCGCAGGAAUCGCUGUCCCAGCUAUGAUCAUUGGCAUUCCAGUCUGGGUAGGAAGAAAGAUAUAUUCAAAGUAUGAGUUGGUGUAUACAUCAAAACAUAAACGUAACCUGGCUAUAACUGGAGGGGUAGCCGCCUCAGUCAUUGUUGCCCCAGUGGUGGCAGGACUAACUGUAGCAAUAGGAGUUCCUAUCCUCUUGGCAUAUGUAUAUGGUGUGGUACCCAUCUCCCUCUGUAGAAGUGGAGGCUGUGGGGUCACAACGUCAGGAAAGGGUGGUGUCAGGUUUGAAUUUGAUGAAGAAAAUGAUACAGCAGGAACCAUUGGUCAACACUUAGAUAAUCAAAGUGUGGGAACAGGUCAUAAUGUAGCCAACCCUAGCAUUGGGCCAAGUAUUGGGGAUGCCUCGCUUGGUAUGACAAGCAGUUUGAGUGCCAGUGGAAGCCACAUGGAGAGGAUAGGGGUAAUUCGAGAUGAGGGGGAUACUGCCAGUACUCGGGCCAUUGGAGGACUCAGUCUCAAUGGCAGUAUAUGUGAGGGGGCCUCACUCAUUAGUGCUUUCCAGUCAAAACUUGAAGUGCAAGCAGAUGUGUCUUCAAAUCUACAGAAGAGAAACAGCUUUAGUAGUGGUUCAGCUAAUUUCAGCAUUGGAGAAAAGUCAGGAACUGUGUCUAUAGGGGACAAUGCUAGUACAAAGGCUCUGGCGGGAUCCAUAGCUGGAUACAGGGACAGAGACAACACUUCUAUAGGGACAUCACCAUAUGAAGUCCAGGUUGAUGUGGAUUCCUCACAGACUCAAAGUCCAGAGGACUACUCUGAGAGAAACGUCCCAGAGAAACCUCGCAAUCAAUCAGGUCAGAGUUCACCGGUGUCUGGGUGCAGUGUGCGUCUUUCUUCCAUGGAUGAUCACAAGCAUAAGUGUCGACGUUGUAAGCGUUCAAUGGCCAGUGAUCGUGGAUCAGAACAACAGAGUGUUCACUUCUCUGAUCGUGUCAGCCUGCAGAAUUUUCAAACAGAUGAAAUUGUUUCCCAAAGUUUGAAUGAGAAUUCCGAGGAGAUGGAUUUAAAUGAAGAGUCCGUGUUUGAACCAGUAAAUAAUCCUAUAUUUAAAGAAGUCAUUUGUGGUAAAUCACCAGAGACCUUUAAUGAUCAUUCUUCAGCUUUUGAGAAGGCACUAGCUGCUUCAUUACCGGAAGUGGAGAGUGACAAGCCUGUCCUUAAGGAAACCGAGACCGCACGUAAAGCUGUAUCUACAACUGCACUUAUCACACAGCAGGAAUUCAAAAGCAUGGAGAAACAUCGCAAUCUAAGCAAAAGUAAAAGUCAUGAAGAUUGUGCCAUAGCCAAACAGAAGAAGGGUAGAAUAAGGCAUCACAGUUGUGAAAUCGCUAUGGACUCCGGCCGUAUAUCUCCUUCGGUUCUAGCCAGUCAGGAUCAGUCUGCUCUGUGAGAGCUUGUCUGUUUGCUUGUCAGUUACUGACAUCAUCUCAUCAACACUACCUUAUAUCAUUGAUGCUCCUUUGUUGUAUUCAUUUAUUCUGCAUAUGUAUAAUUUUGUAGUCAUAGGUUGUCUAUUUAAAUACUAUUUAGAAAUUUAUCACUCAAAGCAAUGCAGAAACUUGCUACUUUUACCUUUAUUAAUAUAUUUCUGUUAUAUUUAGUAUCAUUUUUUUUUUUUGCAAAUGAGUGAAAAGUUGGGCCCCUUUAAAACACCCCCCAAAACAGAGAUCAAAUUAACCUCAGGGAAGUAUAAGAAUGAACUCUUGGUUGGUUUUUUUUUUUUUGGAGCAGGAUGUCUGAUAUGUUUUUUUAGAAUUGGUUGCUAUCAGAAAUGAAUAAGACCAGGCCCCAAGACCAUGAACUAUGAACAGAGUAAGUCAAAAUUUAGAUUUUGAAUAUCUUGAUUUUAAUUCAACAAACAUGUUUGAAAAGUUGCAUGUUUGUAAAUAUUCAAAUGUAAACACUUAAUGAAGAUUCGGUUUUAUUUUCUUGAUUAUUUCAAAAGAAUACUAACAGAUUUGAAAUUUUAAUUAAAGUCUUUUCUCGGUUUAUGGUUUUGGGGCCAGUUUUAACAUGUUAAAGGUUAGAUACAAGUGGAUUUACCGGUAUGUGUUUCAGUAUUAAAAAAUGAGAAAUAUGGGCUUAGAAGUAUUUCUUAUUAAAGAAUAGAUGAGAUUUAAUGUUUCUACUUUAGGUGUUGAGGGGAGUCAUUGGUGCUCGAGAUUUUUUUGUUGUUUAUAUAUUUUUUGUUCUCAGUUGCUCAUUGUCAUGUUACAUACAGUGAGGAUAAGUUUUUGUGAUAGCUAAUAGAUCUUGAUAUUGAAAGUUGUUUGAACUCCAUUUUGUACAAAUUUGUUUUGUUUUCUUGUUUGGGUAAAUGUUGUUUAUAUUCUUUCUGUAGUGUGAUGUAUGUAAGUUGCAAUCAGUUUAUUCUUUUUAGUGCAUUUAACAUUGUAUGGAUGUGUAUUCCAAAAUGGGCUUGAGACUGGUACAUGUGCAUUAAUUAUUUUCAAAAGUUACAUGUAUUUUGUACCUUUUUUUUCAUACACUUAUUUUAAUUUCAAAUGUAUAAAAGAUUUUUUUCUGCUUAAGAGUGUAAUACCGUUAUUCAAAUAACGUGAAAUCUCCUCUUCAAACAAAAUGAUUCAGUGCCUUUAUAAAGAUGGAGACAUGAAUUCUUUUCAUUAAAUAAAAUUAUCACAUAUACAGGAGGCAGUAUGCAGAGUUUGAAGGAAUUUGUUGACUACUUAGAGAAAUCAAAUUUUUUUAAAUAUAAAUGUUAAAAAAUAAAUAAAUAGAGUUAGGAUGAAUGAAAAUGCCCCCUAAAAACUGCAAUCCAAAAAAGAAAUUAUGUAAAACAGAACAAAUACUUUUUCAUAACUUUCUGUUGCUUUAAUCUGAAAUUUAUUUGAAAUUUUAUGAUUUGAUGCAUAUUGCCUCUGUAUAAGUUUUCUUCAUUCUUUGGUGUAUAUCAUAAAGAAAUUGAAAAUAAAUGAAUCAUCUCCUCCAUUUUCAUGACCAUUUGAUGGAUAACAAAAAUGUCACACACAUAUGAUUACUUUAAAAAAGGCCGGUGAACCAUAAGAUGGGAACAGAAUCAGAUUUGUAUUUAAUACUUUCACAGAUUUUCUGUGCUUGGAUGUAAAGAAUAUUAUGCCUUAUUUACCAAGUGACUUUGUGGUGCUCCUGUAAGCUAUACAAAUCUAUGGGAAAUGAUUACUGAUGUGGAUUUUUUUCAGAUUAAAAUUACUGGAUGUUAAUGUCUGUGGUUGUUUAGGGAAAAUAUUUUUAUCUAUCUAAAUGUAAAAGCAACAGGGAAGUUUAUCAUAUCACAAAGAUAUAAAAGACCAAUACAAAUUUUGUUAGAUUUUUUUUUUUUUUUUUGUGACAUUUAAUUUUGGAUUUUGUCGAUUUACAAUUGAGCAGAAAAUACAUGGUAGCAUAAGUGUCAGCCUUGUAAAAAAUCCAGUAUUUCUAAUGUUGUUCUGUAUGAUGUUGUUCCAAGAUGCCUUAGCCUUUAUUAAUAGUAACUGGACUCUCCUGGGUAUGACCUCUAACCUUUUUUGACAGAUUUGGGCUUAUCUCUUUUUUACUCUGAUAUUAGGGCUUGCAGACAUUGAGAUGAAACUUGAAAUUCAUAUUCAUAACAUAAAGUUAUUUUCAUAACAACUGACAUCUUGUUGAGAAAACUUUUUUCUUUUAAUGUAUACUCAAGGGAAGAAAAAUGUUCUGAAAAGUCUAAGCUUUAAAGAAAACAAUAUUUAUUGUUAUUUCAUUGGUAUGGGUUAGCUAUGUUUUGGAUUAAUCAGGUUACACAUUAUAAUAUACCAUUGCUAAUACUCCAUUCUGGACAAGUUAAAAAAAUAUUCACUGGAAAGAGUCUGAUAAUUGCUGUCCAGUAUAUCAUCUGUGAAAAUAAUAUAUUCUUUCCUAGAAAAUAUUUCAAACUUUUGAAAUUUCCUUCUGAUUGCCUGUACAUAUGUUGUAUGCAAAUCAAAUAUUUAUUUUAAUAACUGACUUUUCAGUGACAAUUUCUUUGUGAAAAUGUGCAAUAUUUGAUGACUAAGUCAUUUAUUUUGACUGAGGAACUCUUGCUUCACAUUCCAAGUUAAGACCAAAU
Saccostrea echinata is the source of this 5317-nucleotide messenger RNA. Its product is annotated as E3 ubiquitin-protein ligase RNF19B-like. Gene Ontology annotation, molecular function: zinc ion binding; ubiquitin protein ligase activity; ubiquitin conjugating enzyme binding. Gene Ontology annotation, biological process: ubiquitin-dependent protein catabolic process; positive regulation of proteasomal ubiquitin-dependent protein catabolic process; protein polyubiquitination. The transcript has 10 exons. The record is from RefSeq and is a predicted model, not a curated record. Gene Ontology annotation, cellular component: cytoplasm; ubiquitin ligase complex. Bases 170 to 2647 code for a protein of 825 amino acids. Lineage: Eukaryota; Metazoa; Mollusca; Bivalvia; Ostreida; Ostreidae.